AUGCAGCCGCGUACUUCAACAACACUAAGGCAUGCUGGGACCACAAAGCGUGGCCUGAAAUCGCGCCAUACUCAAAUGAUAGCAAUCGGCGGCACGAUCGGUACCAGUCUCUUUGUCGGUACUGGCCUUGCAUUGUCCGUCGGAGGACUGGUUUUCCUAUUCCUGGCCUACAUUGUCAUUACCAUUCCCGUUUACGGAAUUCUCACGGCUACCACGGAGAUCAGCGCGUAUAUGCCGCUCGCCGGAAGCACCAUGUCUGCCUAUGCAUCCCGCUUCGUGUCACCAAGCCUUGGGUUCGCUAUGGGCUGGCUCUAUUGGUAUUCAUUCGCCAUAGGGGUGCCGAUCGGUGUGUGGAUCACGACCAUGUUCAUCGUGAUUGUCGGUCUCAACUUUUUUUCCGUCAGUGUGUAUGGAGAAACGGAAUUUUGGUUUGCAUCGCUUAAGGUGUUUAUGAUUGUCGGCUUUCUCAUCCUGUCUUUUAUUCUUUUCUGGGGCGGAGGCCCUUCUCAUCAACGCUUGGGUUUUCACUAUUGGAAGGAACAACCAAAGACUUAUCUCGUCGACGGGCCGACAGCGACGCCGGCUGUUUCUGUCUUCUUAGUCUUCUCAUUUAAUUUUGCGCCUGAGCUUCUGGUUAUCACUAGCGGCGAGAUGAAAGCACCCCGUCGAAAUAUACCUACAGCGGCGAAGAUGUUUUUCUAUCUCCUUUUGGUCUUUUACAUUGGUGGAAGUCUUGCUGUCGGCAUGCUUCAAAUGCGGUCUAUACUGUCUAUUUUAUCAUCGUCAUGA
Molecule: messenger RNA, 789 nt
Organism: Aplosporella prunicola CBS 121167
Lineage: Eukaryota; Fungi; Ascomycota; Dothideomycetes; Botryosphaeriales; Aplosporellaceae
Exons: 3
Coding region: 1-789 (262 amino acids)
Biological process (GO): amino acid transmembrane transport
Cellular component (GO): membrane
Molecular function (GO): amino acid transmembrane transporter activity
Source: RefSeq, a predicted model, not a curated record